Messenger RNA from Sceloporus undulatus (fence lizard), 1105 nucleotides. It is a transcript of the gene LYRM1, whose product is annotated as LYR motif containing 1. Gene Ontology annotation, cellular component: mitochondrion. The coding region runs from base 153 to 521 and encodes 122 amino acids. NCBI's taxonomy places the organism in Eukaryota, Metazoa, Chordata, Lepidosauria, Squamata, Phrynosomatidae. The transcript is spliced from 4 exons. The record is from RefSeq and is a predicted model, not a curated record.
ACCCGCGGCGUCAUGACGUCAACCGCACAGCUACCAGGACUAAGUCCCAGUUAGCUCCCCUGCAUCACUUCUGGGGGUGGGGAGAGCGUCCACUGGUGGCGUCAUGACGUCAACGGACAGAGCUUCCCUUGCCGCAGCCUUUGGACGCUGAGAUGCAGCCGAUCACGCAUCAAGAAGUCCUUGGCCUUUAUCGCAAGAUAUUCCGCAUAGCCAAAAAAUGGCAGGCGGCAUCCGGACAGAUGGAAGAGACCAUGAAAGAGAAAGAGUAUAUUAUAAAUGAGGCUAAAACGUUAUUCCAAAAGAAUAAAAAUCUAACGGAUCCUGAGUUGAUUAAACAAUGUAUAGAAGAGUGUAAGGCAAGAGUAGAGAUCGGGCUACACUACCACAUCCCAUAUCCAAGGCCUAUUCAUCUGCCUCCCAUGGGCCUUGCCCAGCAGCAAGGCCGAGCCUUUCGACAUCAGGAGAAGUUGAGGAGGCUUUCCAAACCAGUCUACUUGAAAUCCCAUGAUGAAGUUUCAUAACCCAACAGCAGACUUUUGCCCAUGUCAUUCUGGACUGCUUGGCAGAUGCAUUUCACUUCUUCCUACUGUGAACAAAACUGGGGGAGUUAUCACUUGCUGGCACAUUUCUUCAAGACCUAAGUUGGCAGGGAAUCACGAUAUAGUAAAACUAUAUUGGAUUUGGUAAGAGUCAGCCAUUGGCUAAUUAAUACAAGGAAAAAGCUUUAUGAUCAACAACAAUGUAAAGUGGAGAAGACAGUCUGACAGGAGUUAACAUAGAAGAUGGCUGUAUCAUAGUGUCCACUUCCAAUUAAUGUCAGCAUCACUAAAGUUUCAGUUUCACUUUAAAAGUGUAUCCCAGGGUACAGAAUGCAGAGUUCCAGAAGUUGUUGAACUGCAACUCCCAGCAGUCAUAUCCAGCAUAAUGGGAGUUGUAAUCUGGAUUGUCGCAUGGUCUUCAUUCCUUGUGUCACCCACUCUAAUGAAAUAAUGAGCUGCAGUCUAAUAAGUCUCAGUGGAACAUACUUCUGAGCAGACAUGUAUGUAUAAGAUUGUAUUGUUAUCUUUAUUCUGUCACCUUUGAAGUAAAGCUACUAUUCCUCACA